This is a messenger RNA of Cylindrotheca closterium, 1338 nucleotides long. Lineage: Eukaryota; Bacillariophyta; Bacillariophyceae; Bacillariales; Bacillariaceae. The record is from the annotation of a GenBank genome assembly.
AUGGAAAACGAAGCAAGGGUCGUCAACGCUACAUUUGAUCAUGUAUGCAAGAUAGAGCAGGCAUCACCUUCCAUUACCCCUGCAGCAUCGAAUGUGACAUCGGCCGCAGCAUCCACAAAUACGAUCCAAACAUCAAAUGCUGCUGCAAAACCUUUGACCCUUGAUAGCAGCCGACGCAAGUUUAUGCAACAGAUUCUAUACAAUGCUAAAGCCGAAAAAGGUCGAAAUAAGAUUCCGCUGAAAAGAGAGACACUCAUCCUUCACUCCACACAGUCGUUGGCGUCCGACCAUCACGAUGGUAAACAAGAACAAGCUUCUUCCGAAACAAAUGGUACCAAACAACCCGUUGAGAAGAAAGAAGAAAGCAGAGACACUAUCUCAUCCCCAUACAGAGCAGUGGCGUUUGAUCACUCUACUGACCGUGAGAAAGAAGAAAAUGCUACGUCGCUGGUUUCGGAGGACGACGGUAGUAUUCCCGACCAUCAAGCCAUGAUUGAAAUGCGUUUGUCGACAUCCAUGUGCAAUGAUAAAGAGAUGAGGGAAGGAGUUUACCAGAAUAUGGGAAAGCCACAAUUAAAAUCAAAGGGAAAAACGUCUAACCAAAUGGCACAGCAAAAAUUGCAACCCCCACCGUCCGAGGAAUGUGACAAACAUGCGCCACCUCCAGAAGGAGCAACAGUGGAUCAAGGCAACUACGAAGGCAACGAUGGAAACCCGUUUGAUCAAUUCUUUCGUUUUAUCGAAAAAUCAGUUUGUGGAAAGGUUUCGACUGAAGCGAGCACCGUUAAGGAAGAGGAACCGUCACUGGAAGAAGGCGAUCCUUUUGACUGUGAGUGUGUUGUAUCGGAUGUAAAGCGACCAACCAAUAAAAAAGGUGCUACCAGAGUGAUCAUGCAAGUGAAGAAGGUAUUGAAGUCCUCCAAGGCCCGUCGUCACAACGAAGAAGAGCCCACAUUUUCUUCCCUGCCAAUCGCUGGCCUAGAACGGGAAAACAGUGUCGUUAUGAGCAGCAAAGACCUUUCUUCAAACCAAGUGAAUGGGGACAUCAGGGUGCAAGAUGGCCAGGCCGGAGCCGAUAAUGUUCAACGAGCGGGGAAAAAGGCUGAAAUCCGCGAGGAACUUGAACUUGAACCAGUACCAGAACCGACACAACUAGAGUAUGAAAGCGCCAAGGAGCUCCUGUCGUCAAGAUGCAGAGAGCGCCUAGCUGACUAUCACCGGGAAAACGGACGAAGUGUUAAUGUCGAAGAAAAGUGGAAGGAUGUACCGGCAUAUUCAACCAAAAUGACCAAUCAAGAAAUCAUUGAUCGUGAAAAGCUACGGGCUCAAUAUCUCUAA